Messenger RNA from Pocillopora damicornis (cauliflower coral), 780 nucleotides. RefSeq names its product small integral membrane protein 15. Lineage: Eukaryota; Metazoa; Cnidaria; Anthozoa; Scleractinia; Pocilloporidae. The record is from RefSeq and is a predicted model, not a curated record.
UAUGGCGGACAAUUCAGUCCAGAAGGGUCCGUGGAAAGACACGCUUGACUCAUUUGUAAAAUACGUCGCUUUAAACCCUAAAGAGUUUCUUUUCUAUGUUUUCUUAAUAUUGACCCCUUUGAUGGCAAUAAGUGGAUAUCUAUCCUUGAAGCUAGCAAAACAUAUAGAGAAGAAUGAAAAGGAAAAGAAGAAAAAAGCAACUCGUCAAACAAAUAUAGCCAAAGCAAGGCGCAGAGCAAAAGCUGAUUGAUUCCUCUUGUCAAAAAAAGAGUUCAAUGAUGCUGAGGUGGUUGUCUCUUGAAAGUGGCAAAAUAAUGAAGACAGUGACCAUGAUGUAGCUUAGAAAUGUCAUUUACCAUGAUUCCAGUGGCAACGGGUCAUUUGCCUUCUUUUAGCAGGCUAUCAGGUUUGAUGGUUGGUGAUGCAGCAUGCUCUUGAGUUUUGACUACCAAUGGAAAUAAUUGCUUUUGACCGCGACAACAUAUUUAUGGUCCAAAUCCUAUAAAGAAACUUGGUGUGCACCUCACUUAGCUGAUAAUCCUAGUAAUGUCACUGACAUGAUUGCACAGAGCAGCACAGCAACUGUAAUAAUAAACUGUGGCAAAAUGUUGUUUAGCCAUUCUUUUUACCUUAGUAUUUGUAAAUUAUUAGCAUUUUGAUCAUCAGCUGUAUUUUCAGAUCAUCAUGUAAUGGAAAUAGCCAUUAUUUAAUGGCAUGUAAAUAGCAAAAGCUACAGGUAAAUGAAUAAAACUCAAAUAUAUCUUUAAAAGCAGUACAUCA